Molecule: messenger RNA, 753 nt
Organism: Stylonychia lemnae
Lineage: Eukaryota; Ciliophora; Spirotrichea; Sporadotrichida; Oxytrichidae
Source: the annotation of a GenBank genome assembly
AUGUUUGGACAUCCAGUUAGUCUCACUUACAAGAACUCUCAAAAAUAUAACUCUCUUGCAGGUGGCGGUUUACUUCAUUUCAGAGGUUAUUACGGUAUUCUAAAGAGGAAAAGUGACUAUUUUAAGUGCAAUCAAACAGUUCUUGAUAUUAUACAUCCUAAUAAAAGCAAAAAAUGCAAAACUGAUAAUGAAAUAGAUGAUUUAAUGCCAACCACCACUGCAGAGGUUUUAUUCAUGUAGCAGGCUUUUUAUUAGGAUGAUUUUAAAAAUCCUAUUAAGAACUACUUCCAUUCUUAUUAAAUUGGACUCCUGAAAAAUUAAAGAUAAGAUACUAUUCAAAGAUAGGCCUAUACAAUUCUUGAUGCCAUUACAAAUACUGGUGGAUUUAUAAGUAUCAUUAGCCUUAUGAAAACCAAUUUUCUCAAAUUUGAGGAUAAAGAUUUUAAGAUCAAAUCAACGGAUAUGCACAAAGAUAUAUUCAAUAAAAAAGUAAAAAAGGAUAGAUUUGUCAUUGAUUAGUCAUCAGCAAACGAACAAUUAGAAAGUUUAUAAAAUAUUUCAAAGAUUUUAAAAGAUAUUGGGGGGAAAAAUGAUUAGCAAACAGAAAAUUUUGAUGAUGACUUUAAUUGGAAUCAAGAAUCUAACACUUAAUAGAAAUCCAUGGAUUAAAAGAAAUAAAAAAAAACUUGGAAAAAUAUAGAAGAUACAAAACUAAUAUAAAAAUGGAGUGUAAAGAUUGGAAAAAUAAUUUGA